This is a messenger RNA of Uranotaenia lowii, 1932 nucleotides long. RefSeq lists its product as uncharacterized. The record is from RefSeq and is a predicted model, not a curated record. Lineage: Eukaryota; Metazoa; Arthropoda; Insecta; Diptera; Culicidae. The transcript is spliced from 2 exons. The annotation marks the transcript as partial.
UCAUGUCAGUCUUGUCCGGACGUUGAUAAACACAAGUCGCGUUUAGCUCGCAGUUCAGUAGUUCAAUUCAGAAGAGUUUUUCAAGUGCCUCAGGUAUAUCAAAUUUUGCUCCCGUGUCGCUGCGAAUAGCACUAGCAAGGUGAUUUGACAAGUGGUUUUUUGGCAGGAUCGCCAGUUGUGCAGAGGGCGAAUAUUGAUCCAUUAUCAAGGCACGUGGUUGGGUUUCGGUAUUUGGAAAGUUGAAUUAAUUCGAUAACGACUCAACAACAAUCGGUGAUUUGGACAAGGAAAGUGAUCCGAGGCCAAUUUGCAGUGCUUGUUGGAAAGUUGCCACCGAAUAAAAUUGCUUUCUCUCGGGCUGCGCCGUAAAGUAGCACAAAGGAAGAAAGCUCCCUGCCAAGGAAGACUAAUUUUUGUACAUGUUUGAAACGAACAAAUAUGGCUGCCACAGGAAAUGUUCGAGAAUAUGAAUGAAGCUCUCGUGUGAUGAUGUUUGCCAAUUUGCACUCUACUGCUGAUAAGCAACGGUACAGAAUCGUCUUAUCUUAUCAGUUUGAGAAAUGUGCAAAAUUAUAACAGCCGCCGCCGCCGCCACCUAGAACUGUGUGAUUAACAAUGUUUUUGUUUUGUAAAAUUGCUGAUGAAGACAAUUUACACUUAAGAAGGCGUGUGAUUACUGUGUAGUAUAUGGAUGAAGAAAAGUUAUUUUUAAAGUUUGAGCCAAAAGCAAACACGGAAAUAGAGUGACCUGUUAAAGAAAAGCGAAGAAGAAAAAAAAAAUCUCGACAAAUAUUUCAACUGAAUGAACAUACACACCAGCCAACAGAGAUUGAAUCGGGUCCUGAAUUGGGUAAAUAACAGUUCAGAUAGAAAACAACAUUCGAAAACAUCCACAACAACAUCAGCUGUACGGCGAAGAGGAAAAUAACAGACGAUAAUAGCAAAACAACAACCCGCAUCGCAUUCGCAAAAGCGCCCCACACACACCCUAAAAUUCUCGAAGGGGGCUUGUGUGUGACUGGUACCGUAUUUAUCCUCCGUCUGGCUAGAGUGGCUGUAUCAAUAAUCUCCUAGAAGAUCGAAAGCCCACGCUUGGGUGAAGCACCGUCGGAUAUGAGCGGCGUUGGGAACGCUCACAACAACAGUGGUGCCAACAUUGGAUACUCCUUCAUUCCGGAAUUCUACGAUCAGUCUGCUUUGAACAGCAUCAAUACUGUCAAAUUAGAAACCGCAUCACCUAGUCCGUCUCCGAGCACGACGUCAAUGAUGGAUGCGCUAAGUAAUAAUCCGAUCCUGACGACGGCGUCGGUUCCGAUACCGUCGAGAAAUGCCAACCAGCGAAUGAUGGAUCUCACCGAUUAUGCAUUCGAUAUCGAUCAGUCGCAAUCGCCACAGAUCUUGCAAGACAUCAGUUUCAUCACUUCGAAUUCCAGUUCAAAUUUGAACGCAUCUACACCGGUGGACGCGAUAUUCACAUUACAAAACAUCUCGGAGAGUGGAUUCGUCAGUGAUGGCAUUCAAAUUGGAACUAUCAACGUUAGUGGGUUUGGAAAUUCUGAGCUAUGGAGUACCGAUUCGUUUGGUCAGAUUAUUUCUCCAUCGUCAACGAUUUCAUCGGUUACCAAUCUUGGAGGACAGCAAGGACAAUUUCACAUGGAUGAAGAUGAUAUCUAUCAGUUGGACAAAGAUGAGCUUAUCAGCGAUCCCACUUUGGGAGACAUCUUUUCAACAGAUUUAUUGCAUGAAGAUUUGAUGUUACUUAACCCUCCAUUGAGCCAACAGUCAUCCAAUCUUAGCGGUGACAGUGGAAGUGGAAGUGCUUUACAGCUUUCCCCUAGCUUGCCGCAGCAAAUCCUGAGAACAAAUGUAACCACAAAUUCAAACAACAACAUGAUGAUGACCAUCGGUAACAACAUGCAAAUGUCCAAUGAU